This is a messenger RNA of Penicillium salamii, 690 nucleotides long. The record is from the annotation of a GenBank genome assembly. NCBI's taxonomy places the organism in Eukaryota, Fungi, Ascomycota, Eurotiomycetes, Eurotiales, Aspergillaceae.
AUGCCCACAAGAUCCAAAACACAACAGAUCCCUCGGCUCAGCCCGAUCGACCCCCAGACAGAACGGUGGCAAGCCAUCACAACCCGCGACACUACAGUCAACCAUUUCGUCUACGCCGUUCUCACUACUAAAAUCUAUUGUCGCCCAUCCUGCGCAGCACGCUUAGCCCGCCGUGCAAACGUCCAAUUUUACGACACCCCAUCCCAGGCCGAGCAAGCUGGGUUCCGGGCCUGCAAGCGCUGUCGGCCGCAUUCGGGUACGGCGGCUCAAAGUAACCCCCAAACCGCGGUGGUCGAGAAAGCGUGUGAAUCCAUCCGAAACAGUUUGGCAGCAGGGCUGAAACCAAAGUUGGGUGAACUGGCAGCGCAAGCGGACCUGACGUCCAGUCAUUUUUUGCGCGUCUUCAAGAAACAUGUUGGCGUUACGCCGGGCCAGUAUAUUACCAGUUUGGCGCAGAGCAAUCUGCGCUCACCGGGUUCGUCCAUGUCUAUAUCAGAUAUUGACGUAUCACCUGGCUUUGGGCAUGAGAACGGUGGGACUCUAGAUCUUGACGGGGCUGGGGAGAAAGGGGCUGGUUUAUCUGGGGUGGAUGCCUGGAACGAGUUCGAUAGCUUGCUCGCCAUGGAGGAUCAAAUUUGGGUGCCUGAUUCAGGAUCAAUUGACCCGCGAAUAAUUCUGGGACCUGAUUGA